This is a messenger RNA of Actinia tenebrosa (Australian red waratah sea anemone), 2343 nucleotides long. RefSeq lists its product as uncharacterized. NCBI's taxonomy places the organism in Eukaryota, Metazoa, Cnidaria, Anthozoa, Actiniaria, Actiniidae. The record is from RefSeq and is a predicted model, not a curated record.
AAACAUUGCACCAAGACGAACAGGUUUUUGAGAUCCAGUAUUUGUUUUUGUGCUAGAUGGAAAGACAGCAGAAUGAUGGGCUCAGGAAAACACCAGAAUUGAGUUCAGAGUUCCAGCGGUUGAAGGCAGAACAUCUUGAGAAAAUGGCUGGUUUAAAGCAAGAGAGUGAAAUGCUGAAACAAUUGACUGAGAUUGAAAGAAUGAAAAAGGAAUUAAACGAAAUAAAAGGGAAUAAAGUGGUUGUGACAAACGAUGAGGAUAAACAAAAGUACGAGACUCCGUUUUUGAUGUCCACUAGUGGCAUGGAGAAAUCUCUUCUUCCAAGUCCUUACGACCCCAGCGCCGGGUUUUCAGUGUUCUUGGACUUUGUUCUGGGUAUGCCCUCAUCAUCCAUUAAGUGUAGGCUGGCUGUGGGGAUAUACAAUGUGACAGAGUUGGUGUCUGAUGUCAAGGUAUUACCACUUGUCAACGUGGUGAACAAGCACAACUCGAGGAUCCCAUCAGGAGGGGUUGCUGUAUUCGGCAUAAUGUAUCCUUUUCCAAAAUGUGCACCAAUACAGACACUAUCUGUGAUAGCAGAGUUACAAGCCAACAGUACAGACGAUCCUCAAGAUCCUCAUAAGCUGUUUUCUAAAGGCUGGACAAAGAUGGAUCUCUUCGAUACGGCUGACAGACUAAUAAGUGGAAGGUGGAAAAUUCCAUUUCGAGUGCCGCCAAUCAAGACUUACCUUUCAUACAACGAGCUCAACAGAAUACCACAGGUUGGUAUGGCUGAACUGUACAUCAGACUUGUUAAUGCACGUGACGUCAAACAGGAAGAAAUACUCAGCCCACAGCCUUUGCAGUAUUAUAUGUAUAAAUACCCUACAUUGGAUAAUCCAGUUCACCACUACAGUAGGCAAAGAAUUGUUGGGAAAACUCCUUCCACACGAGAAUCAAUUGACGAGCCUCCACUACCACCUCCCACCGCACCUUACCGACGUGACAUGCGUGGUGCCAUUUCCUUAACUUCUUUGAAGAGUGAGCACAAUCAUUCAGAUUCCUCGUCGUCGAUCACGGGAUUCCAGGUUGACCAGUUGUAUAAAGCUAUCGAUGGAGAAGCGAAGAUCAAAAUCACAGCUUACAGUCAACAAGAUGGCGAGAUUCUAAAAGCUGCAGGGGAUACUCCGGUCAUGUGCGUCACGAAAUCUUGCAAACAAGAUUUUCUAAAAGAUAUCUAUGUAUUUGGAUUACAAGAGGUUCGUUUUCGUCAAGUACAAUGGAACAGCAAGUCCAUUGUAGUUGUACGCGUGUAUCUUCAACCAAAAGACCCAGGCACAGACCAAAUUCCCGCAGUGAACCUACUUGAUGAAAGCAGACUAGCAGCAUGGACACUCAUACCCUUGGGUUACAGCAAUGGGAGACUUAGUCGCCAGUCAGCCCAAGGAGUGGGGAGCAGUUCGUCGCUCAAUGUUGGGAUUCAUACAGUUCCCAUAUUUUUUCCACCGGUACCCGAGAUCACUGAUAUGCCAGUCAAGAUUGACAAAUACCCGAGUGAGUGGAGUAGGUAUGGACGGGCUGCGCUUACGAUGGCAAUAUUCUCUGGCUUCCAACGGCCCCUUGAAAGUCCAUCACCUCCUCCUGAAUAUGUCGAGGAAAACGAAGUUCCGAAGAAUGCGUGGCUAAAGAAUGCCAGAUCCUUCGUUACCAAUAAAAUGUUCACUCCUGGAAGUGGUUUUGAUCUUUAUAUUGAUGGUGUUCGAUUUCUACCAGACAGUGUUACCGUCUCUAAGGUCGCCGGGCGAGUUAUGGACAAGAACUAUGACAAGGUCGGACCAGAUGUUGAGGCCCAGUCCAAGCUGUACUCAGAUAUUUAUAAUCCAGAAUUUGAUCAUCGUUUGGAGUUCAGAGAACCUGURUUUCCGGCCACGUCAACACUGAUGCUUAAGGUAUAUACCGUUGACCGUUUAUCGAAAAAGCUUUGUUGUCUUGGCUACGCUGUUCUACCAAUAUUCUUAAAACUUGGUUCAACUGAUCCACCUUCGAAUAACAGUGAUACUGAAAAGUUUUCGUUGAACGAAGGUGCACAUCAGAUACGCAUAUUCAAUGGAGCCCCAGACUUCAGUCAGCCUCUUGGACCAUCCUUGAUACAAAAGUUAAAACCUGUUCCUUGUGCCAGUCUACUCGUAAGGAUUGUUCUAGCAGCUUGUCAUCCUAACGGCAGACCCAAGGAGACUUCAGAGUUCCCUGAAAGCCAGUGGGAAAGAGAAGGACUUGUGGUUGCUAAGCAACGCUAUGAAGAAGGUUAGUCUUCGCUUUCGAAAAAUAGCCUGUCUCGUAAUGGUGUAAUAGGUGACCAGAUUU